Molecule: messenger RNA, 153 nt
Organism: Sclerotinia sclerotiorum 1980 UF-70
Lineage: Eukaryota; Fungi; Ascomycota; Leotiomycetes; Helotiales; Sclerotiniaceae
Exons: 2
Coding region: 1-153 (50 amino acids)
Source: RefSeq, a predicted model, not a curated record
AUGUCAGAGCUGACUUCUUCUUUUUCUUCACUCGACGAGGCGUCACUAGAUUUACCAAAGGGUUUACUUACCCCCUCCUCUCAUAAAACCGGACCAAUUUGGUACAAAGACGCUACUCGAGAGGAAGAGAAAUGCGCUCGCCGGCAGGAAUAA